CUUUGAACUCCUUGGCUCUCCCCGGACCCGCCGAGUGCUUCGGACGAGAAGCUGCGAGGCUGUGCAACCGGAGACGCUCUUCCCCCCCAGAGGACAGUCGCACUGCAGCGAGGAGCCAAGUGGACACUUUUCAACAAGAUGCUGCCGGAAAGACUCGGACAUGCCCUGAUUGUCCUGCUCCUGGGUGUAGUUUGUCACCUCUCUCUUGCCCUUCCCACCCCGACUCCAUCUGCGUACGACCACGUUCCUUCUCUCCAAGUCAACAUUCCCCACUCGGGUGUCCUUAUGGCGCAGCUGGGCAGAUCCAUCGUCCUGCCCUGCUUGGCGUCCUCCACGCCUGGCAUGCUGCCGCGGGUGAAAUGGACGCUGGUGUCCGAGGUGCUGGAGACACAAAUCUUGGUGGCGCGGGGCGACAGGGUGAAAGUAAACGAGGCGUACCGAGGUCGUGUGGAUUUGCUCAGCAACUCCUCCUCCCCCGGGGACGUGUCGCUGCGGAUGCUGGGUGUACGCUCCAGCGACUCGGGUCACUAUCGAUGUGAGGUGCAGCAGGGCCUGGAGGACGCCAGCGAUCUUGUCCAACUCAAGGUCAAAGGUGUCGUGUUCCACUACCGGGACGCCAUGGGUCGAUAUUCCCUUUCAUUCCACCGGGCCCGGGCGGCUUGCCAGGCCAUCGGGGCCCAAAUUGCAAGCGGGAGCCAGCUGCAGGCGGCUUACUUUGACGGCUAUGAGCAGUGUGACGCGGGCUGGAUGGAAGACCAGACCGUCAGGUACCCUAUCCAAAACCCUCGUGAAGCCUGCUACGGGGACAUGGACGGCCAACCCGGUGUGAGGAACUACGGGCGAAUGAACGCAGAGGAUGGAUAUGACGUGUACUGUUAUGUGGAACAAAUGGAUGGGGAGGUGUUCCAUCACCCCGUCCCCCAGCAGCUGUCCUUCCAGGGGGCGCGGUCGUACUGCCGAGCCGCAGGAGCCCAGCUGGCCUCCACGGCACAGCUGUACAUGGCGUGGAGUGAAGGUCUGGACCACUGCAGCCCCGGCUGGCUGUCGGACGGCAGCGUGCGCUACCCCAUCAGGACCCCAAGAGAGCGAUGUGGAGGCUCCGAGGCCGGCAUCAAGACCCUGUAUCGCUUCAGCAACCAGACUGUCUUCCCAGAACCUUCCAGCCUUUUUGAUGCGUAUUGUUUUAAAGCUACGAAUGAGAGAAGGGAUUCCACCGUGGACAUCACCACCCCCGAGCCUGGGAGCCUGGACCAAGACGUUGUCAUUCUACGGCUGGAAGACAAAGAACUGCAGCUCAGCCAAAACUCGGAGCAAGUAGAACGAGAGGUUCAGAGCGUGCUUGAAACCAUCCCCCUCUUCCCUCCCGCUAAAGAAAAUGAAGUCGACGAGCAUCCCAGGUUUCUGUCUGACACGGCAGAGAACCCCUUGAACACCACAGCCAAUGUAGACCUCACUUCACCUUCUCCAGAAACAAACUAUGGUUCCCAGCGUACUGCAGGACUCGGUACAGAUCCAUACAACUUUACUGAAGUCCUAAGCUCACAAAGGUUCCCCGAGUCUAAUGACACCCAUCCUCCGGAUCUGACAGAAACCGAAACCAUCACCAAAGAGAGCUCAGAGCCGUUAGCCAGGGCAAAGCCAGUCCCGGAAACCAACUUAGCUUUUCACAGCACCGAGGUGUACCAGACUCCAGAGGAGAUCCUGGAAGCUCCCCCCGUCACUUUAGACCCCGCGCAUGCGGUGGAGCAAGUGGAGAAAGAGGAACCUGCAGUACAAACCACUGAACCCCCUGCAGAUCUGACAUCAUCGUGGAUCCCGAUGAGUGGAUCUGGGGAUACUUCUCAAGAAAAUCACCAGGAAGUCACAGUCUUCAAGUUCAUUCCGAAGUCCACCACCCAGCGGACACCUCCUGCGUCAACUGGCAGUUCUCCUCCAGAGUUGUUCACACGUGUCCCACACCCAACCACCGCAUCUAGAUCCAAGCAUUUGCACAGUCUUGCCUCGGAUCAUCUCCUAGCGGAGGGAAGCACAAGCCUGGAAUGGGAAGACACCUUAGAUAGCUUUGAACGGCAGCUUCUUCCCACCAGGACCAUCCCUUUUACAGCAAGCUCUCCUACCACCGAAGCUCCGGAGAGGCCUCCUGACUUCAUCACAGCGCUCUACCAGCCGUCAGGUCACAUGUCCACGGCCAGUUAUGAGGAGGCAAGCGGACUUGAGCCUGACGUAGCUUUGGCACGGACUAACGAGCAUAUCGAGGAGGACACUGGUGAGGAAGCUACAGAGAAUGCGACCAUUCAAGAAGUUAAGGUUGUCCCAAUGUUUGCACAGAGACCCAACAAAGCUUUUGGUAAGGAAGAAGAAGGAAUUAGGGUCACCUUACACCCCCAAGAAGUAACACCACACUCUGAAUGGGAGCCAAAUGCAUCUACUGCAACGUUAACAUUUGAAGACGGUGAUGGUCCAGGAAACCCAAAAGAAGUAGCUGCAACAACACCGAUACUUGACAUGGACACCCAAGAUAUGCUAACCCCCAAAGAAGGAAGCGAAAUGACCCCAAUAUUCAAAGAGCAGGCUAAGGCUAAGGCUAAUGCUAAUGCUACACUUUCAUUUAAAGAAGCUGCACGCACUUUAAACCCAAAAGAAGAAACUGUAACACCUGUACUUCAACAGCAGGCUAAAACUACGCUAACACCUGAAGAAGGAUCUGAUGUUACGCCUAUAUUCCAAGAGGAGACCAAAGCUAUUCUGAAUUUUCAAACGGUAUAUAAAGUAACACAAAGAUAUGAAGAGGAGGCUAACGUGUCUGCUAACUCUGAAGAGGUAGCUACCACAACACUAGCAUAUGAAGAGGAAGAUAAAGCUAUGCUAAACCUUGCUAAAGUAACACAAAGAUAUGAAGAGGAGGCUAACGUGUCUGCUAACUCUGAAGAGGUAGCUACCACAACACCAGCAUAUGAAGAAGAUAAAGCUAUGCUAAAGCUUGCUAAAGUUACACAAAGAUAUGAAGAGGAGGCUAACGUUUCUGCUAAUUUUGAAGAAGUAGCUACCACAACACCAGCAUAUGAAGAAGAACAUAAAGCUAUGCCAACUCUUCCUAAAGUAACACAAAGAUAUGAAGAGGAGGCUAACGUUUCUGCUAACUCUGAAGAAGUAGCUACCACAACACUAGCAUAUGAAGAGGAAGAUAAAGCUAUGCUAAACCUUGCUAAAGUAACACAAAGAUAUGAAGAGGAGGCUAACGUUUCUGCUAACGUUGAAGUAGCUAGCAGAACACCAGCAUAUGAAGAAGAUAAAGCUAUGCUAAACUUUGCUAAAGUUACACAAAGAUAUGAAGAGGAGGCUAACGUUUCUGCUAAUGUUGAAGUAGCUACCAGAACACCAGCAUAUGAAGAAGAUAAAGCUAUGCUAAACUUUGCUAAAGUUACACAAAGAUAUGAAGAGGAGGCUAACGUUUCUGCUAAAGUUGAAGUAGCUAGCAGAACACCAGCGUAUGAAGAGGAAGAUAAAGCUAUGCUAAACCUUCCUAAGGUAACACAAAGAUAUGACGACGAGGCUAACGUUUCUGCUAACUCUAAAGAAGACGCUAGCAGAACACCAGCAUAUGAAGAAGAACAUAAAGCUAUGCUAAACCUUGCUAAAGUUACACAAAGAUAUGAAAAGGAGGCUAACGUUGAAGUAGCUAGCAGAACACCAGUGUAUGAAGAGGAAGAUAAAGCUAUGCUAAACCUUCCUAAGGUAACACAGAGAUAUGAAGAGGAGGCUAACGUUUCUGCUAAAGUUGAAGAAGUAGCUACCACAACACCAGCGUAUGAAGAAGAUAAAGCUAUGCUAAACCUUGCUAAAGUAACACAAAGAUAUGAAGAGGAGGCUAACAUUUCUGCUAAUGUUGAAGUAGCUACCACAACACCAGCGUAUGAAGAAGAUAAAGCUAUGCUAAACCUUGAUAAAGUAACACAGAGAUAUGAAGAGGAGGCUAACGUUUCUGCUAACUCUGAAGCAGUAGAUAGCACAACAUCAUCUUAUGAAGAGGAGACCACAGUAGUUUCUGAAGAAGAUGCUAAACUCUCCCCAGUCUUGAGACAUUUUGUUACUGGUCCCUUUGAAGAGGAAGAACUCCCCCGCUCGGAGGAGGGGGCUAGCGUCACCCCCACAUUUAGCGAGGUGACGAGCCCAGACGAUGACACUUCCACCGGGCCGGACUUUGACGAGGACAUUACCGUCUUUCCUCUCAAUUCCAAAUCCUCAAGCUGGGCUCUGCUGACCACCACAAGCGGACCCCAAGAGUCUCUUAAGGAUCUGGAAAUCAGCACCAGAUCCUCAGCCGGCUCUUCCACGUCACUUCCACCGUCACCCUCCGUUACAGAGGCCACCAAGAUGGCCGCCAUCAGGACAACGACACGGUGGUCCAGACGCACUUGGAGCCCGACCACGUCUGUGCCCAAAGUCCUCCACGGGACAUGGCAGCCUCACAAGGUGACAAGGAUGGACGGUGGCGUUAGCCCCACCCAGGCUCCCACCCACCAUGUUUUGGCCAAUGAGAGGGCAGCUGUGGGCGGUAAAGUAAGAAUAGCAGACGCUUGCCUCCAUGACCCCUGCCUCAACGGGGGUACCUGCAUGGAACGGGACGGCCGGACGGGGUGCCUGUGUUUGCCGACCUAUGGAGGAGACCUCUGCGACAAGGACCUGGAGCGCUGCGAGCCGGGCUGGGACAAGUUUCACGGCUUCUGCUACCGACACUUUGGCCAGCGUCUGAGCUGGGAGGUGGCCGAGCAGCACUGCCGCAUGCAGGGGGCGCAUCUGGUCUCCAUCAUGACGCCCGAGGAGCAGGCCUACAUCAACAAUAACUACAAAGAAUACCAGUGGACCGGCUUGAACGAUAAGACCAUUGAGAAGGACUUCCGCUGGUCUGAUGGCAACCCUUUGUUGUAUGAGAACUGGUACAGAGGGCAGCCUGACAGCUACUUCCUGUCCGGGGAAGACUGCGUGGUGAUGGUGUGGCACGACGACGGCCGCUGGAGCGACGUUCCCUGCAACUACCACCUGGCCUACACCUGCAAGAAAGGCACCUCCUCAUGCGGCCCCCCACCUAAGGUCCGGAACGCAUCCACGUUUGGAAAGCCUCGCCAGCGCUACGAGACGGAUGCCGUCGUUCGUUACCACUGCUCUCGGGGCUUCCAGCAGAGACUGAACCCUCUGGUCAGGUGUCUCUCUGGGGGCAGGUGGGAGACGCCCCAAGUUCAGUGCAUCCCGGAGCAUGGAGGUCUGAACCCGGACACGGACCUGGCAUCGUCGACCGAUGGCAGUUUAGCCGCCCUUCAAGACGGAUUUGAACCCACCACACAGCCGCCACUUUACUGGGACAUCAAGUUUUAAAACUCCCCUACCGUCUGCUCUUUUACCUUGACAAGGUGAAAAAUAGCCCUUUACCCAUUCUCUCAUUCUCUCAUUCUCUCAUGUGUCAAAGCCUUCGGGUUAUGUUUUGUGGCUGAAUGGUGGUCACGUCUUCAUUAUCAUCCAUCCAAUCUGCUCACGUCUUCAUUAUCAUCCAUCCCAGCUGCUCACGUCUUCAUUAUCAUCCAUCCAAUCUGCUCACGUCUUCAUUAUCAUCCAUCCGAUCUGCUCACGUCUUCAUUAUCAUCCAUCCGAUCUGCUCACGUCUUCAUUAUCAUCCAUCCGAUCUGCUCACGUCUUCAUUAUCAUCCAUCCAAUCUGCUCACGUCUUCAUUAUCAUCCAUCCAAUCUGCUCACGUCUUCAUUAUCAUCCAUCCAAUCUGCUCACGUCUUCAUUAUCAUCCAUCCCAGCUGCUCACGUCUUCAUUAUCAUCCAUCCAAUCUGCUCACGUCUUCAUUAUCAUCCAUCCAAUCUGCUCACGUCUUCAUUAUCAUCCAUCCCAGCUGCUCACGUCUUCAUUAUCAUCCAUCCAAUCUGCUCACGUCUUCAUUAUCAUCCAUCCCAGCUGCUCACGUCUUCAUUAUCAUCCAUCCCAGCUGCUCACGUCUUCAUUAUCAUCCAUCCCAGCUGCUCACGUCUUCAUUAUCAUCCAUCCAAUCUGCUCACGUCUUCAUUAUCAUCCAUCCCAGCUGCUCACGUCUUCAUUAUCAUCCAUCCAAUCUGCUCACGUCUUCAUUAUCAUCCAUCCCAGCUGCUCACGUCUUCAUUAUCAUCCAUCCAAUCUGCUCACGUCUUCAUUAUCAUCCAUCCCAGCUGCUCACGUAACAUUCCCGCUUUCCCUCCAAAAGAACCUGCACGUGUUCCACAAAUGUGCAGAGGAGGUUUUGUUGGUCAGCUUUAUGUUGUAAUAAAGUUUUGUAG
This is a messenger RNA of Doryrhamphus excisus (bluestripe pipefish), 6313 nucleotides long. Lineage: Eukaryota; Metazoa; Chordata; Actinopteri; Syngnathiformes; Syngnathidae. The record is from RefSeq and is a predicted model, not a curated record.